Corylus avellana is the source of this 1318-nucleotide messenger RNA. RefSeq lists its product as uncharacterized. The record is from RefSeq and is a predicted model, not a curated record. NCBI's taxonomy places the organism in Eukaryota, Viridiplantae, Streptophyta, Magnoliopsida, Fagales, Betulaceae.
UUCUACUUGUGUUAAAAUUUAGCUUGGGAAUUAAAGGGUCCGCGAAGGAGAAGAUCAAUCAUAUUUUUCUGGAGCAGAAUCCGAUGGAGGACAAUCGUGUCAUGCGAAACCAGAAGGUGGGGGUCUUUGAUAUCAUUAAGCAAGCUCCAACAAUCUUUCCCAACAUCUUCAUCUUCAUCAUCUUCAUCUUUCUGACUUCCCUCCCUCUCUUCUUCUUCAUGGUUUACUAUGAAAUUUUCCUUCAAACAACUCUGGUUGAUGCCUCAAAUAUUCUAAAGAAGCGUUCUGGUUAUUACUUUUACUCUGUUUGGUCGACAGAGACGGACUCGAUACGUCCCGCUAUACCCCAGAAAUCAACCAAAGAUGUUCUUCAUGAAUUUGCUCAACGGGGUCUACUUCAUCUGGUGCCCCGCCAUCUCCUUGAACUUUGUACCGUAAUUGUAACCGUUGAUUUGGCAUCGAAGAUACACGCAGAAGAGAGAGAAAUGACUCUCAAGGAGAUGAUACACAGACCCAUUAACGGGGCAAGAAUGAGAGGCACUUUUAUCACAUCCUUGUACGUUCUCUUCUUUUCAACUUGUACCCUUUCCGGAUUGAUAUGGUUAGUGAUGAGCUACUAUGCUGUUUGGAGACAUCCUAUGUUCGCUGACUGCGGGUUUCUAGUGUUUUAUGGGCCCAUUUUUGUUGCACUGCUGACGAAAUAUUUAGAAUGGAGUGCUGUGUGGAAUAUGGGCAUUGUCAUUUCAGUGUUGGAGGGGACCUACGGGAUUGAAGCAUUGCUGCAUUCUGCUUACUUUAGCAGAGGUAGCGAGCGGCGUGGCCUGCUUUUGAUGCUUGUUUUCUUUGUUUGGGGACAGGGUUUAAGGUUGGCAUCCCUCUACUUUGGAUGCUAUGAAGGAGGGAUGGGAAUUGUUGCACAAGUUGGGUUGUGGUGGUUGGGGAAUGUGUUCAAAUGGGUGGUCUGCAUGCUAUAUUUCUACGAUUGCAAGAAGCGGACUUUGGAGAAGAAAGUUGAUGUCGAGCUUGGAAGAGCGAUCAAAGCUGUUGAUAAUAUACGCAAAGAAGCAGAGACGGAGUAGAUGGAAUUGGUAAUUUGCAUUCACAAAUUAUGUUCUUAAUUUGUGAUUUAUUAUAAUAUCGUUGUCGUUCUUUGAUAAGAGUACGUUGUAUAUCUGGAAUUAUAUCAAUGGAGAAAUUCCAGCCGUCUCUGCUGCUAUUUGUCUUGCCUAUGUGGUUGUUGUUAAGACACUUGUAACUUGUAAGCUUUAUGGUACAAUGCAGCUCUUUGUUGGGAAAAUGAAUGAAUGGUUUCUUCUUU